Hordeum vulgare subsp. vulgare (domesticated barley) is the source of this 4765-nucleotide messenger RNA. Its product is annotated as receptor-like protein kinase FERONIA. Gene Ontology annotation, biological process: protein phosphorylation. Gene Ontology annotation, molecular function: protein kinase activity; ATP binding. The coding region runs from base 1709 to 4228 and encodes 839 amino acids. The record is from RefSeq and is a predicted model, not a curated record. NCBI's taxonomy places the organism in Eukaryota, Viridiplantae, Streptophyta, Magnoliopsida, Poales, Poaceae. The transcript is spliced from 5 exons.
AAAAGUGAUGAUUUCGACGACUAGGCCGUCAACCUCGUGUUGAGCGGCAAACCACACCCGCUUCAAUGGGCCCGGCCCAAUAAGCCAGCGGAGCGGGUGCUAAUCGGCCUAGCCGGCCGGAGCACGACGCGGCUGUCUCCGGCAAAGACCAGGCGGUCGACGAGCCGCCGGAGACGGAGACGACAUGAGUAGGUUAGGGUUGGGGGUGCGGGGGCCUCGCCUGCGUCGGAGAAGAUGCGGUGGUGCGGGGUGUUUGAAGGGAUGGCGGCGCCCUGCUGCCAACACCGGCCGCGGAUGGCCGGAAGCGGCGGUUGGUGCCGGUGCCAGUGCCAGCGGGUUCGACGAGCGGGCGCGGAUGGACGGCGAUGGUCCAAGCAAGGGACAGAUACCCCCACUGCCUCACACUCUCACUUGACCGCUUCAAAGGACGGAUACAGAGUCCAGGUCCAGAUGCGCCGCAUCCCCUUCAAUCCAAAUCAUGACGAAGCGGUGGUCAGCCUCGAGGUUUUUCGAUCGACGACACAGUUGACUCGCACAUUCCCUGCCUGUUCGACCGAGGAACGAAGGAAGUACUUAGGAAGCAUGUCCACAUGACAAGUCGACUGCGAUUUGAAGUUGAAUCGCAACCAAGCUGUUCCCUUGUGCCAAUCUGGAACCUGGAAAUUAACAUGGCUCUACUCCUCCAUCUGCUCUCAUCAAUGGCAUGGUAGCACAAAACGAUGUCCGGUCCUUAUCCUGGUAGUAGCUUUCUUUUCUAUUGACCGGCUGACUGGUCACAGAUUGUUGCACUUGCUAUAUACUAAUAUAAAUAACCCUAUGCUAUUGUGAAACUACAACUUUCCUGUGGACAAUACAUGCUAAGUUCAGUGUUUUAUGAUCCGGAGUAGAAUAGCAUGAUUAGUCUGCACCAUACUAAUAUCACUGAAAUAACUAGUCCCCUACUUAAAUCUUUCCUGCCUUUGUUUGAAUAGUUCGGGAUUUUCUAGUAUGCCAUGUUGUGGAUGUGGCGAGUCUCUCUGGUAUAUGUUCGGAAUUUAAAUAACGUUAUGAAUGUCAUACAUUUAUAUCUUUAUAAUAUAGAUUUAUUCCUUCCACUGGUGGUAUGGACACGGAAAAUCAGUGGACCAUUCUUGUCGAUGCCAAAUGUAUAUUUUUUUGGAGUGAAAAAUCAAAGACGGUGAGAUAUUUGUUUUGCUUUGAACAUGAGACCUUUCAACAUUUGUUCUGUGGCUAUCCUUUGCCCUGAGCUGCUUGGUGUGCUGUUUAUUUUGCGGUCAAUAUUACUCCCGGGGGUGGCAUGUCACAUAUUUUCGUCCACUAAAGCACUCGGCGAGUGCAUGCUGAAUCUCUCAUCACUUUUUCCCGCCAACAGCGCCGUAACUGCUGCUGCUUGGGCCUUCAUCUCGCCCAUGGCUUUGAUUUCUCUUCCCACACGAACUCGGCCUUCCUGUUCAGUUUCAACUUCCGGUGAUGCCAGGAACUUCAAUUUACUAAAGUUCUUGCAAUUAUUAGUGGUUCUGUGGCUUUCUAGGUGUGCCUUCUUCACUAAACAAUAGCACAGUGAUCCUAAGAUCCUCAAUUUUCCCGACAUUUUCUUGCCCCAAAUUCCAAGAACAUUACAAUGUUCUUUUACCAUACAACAGCCCUCCUGUAGCAAGUUGAUGUAACGGAGCCCCCAAUUAUUUCUCCUGGUACACCAACCACCACAAUGGUGCUCCCAACCUUACCAGUUACCCUCAUAUUCCUCACACUGUUAGCUUUCUUGUCGAUUGCCAUGGCGGCUGAUAGCAACUCCAUGGCCUCUGGCCUCAUCCUCCUAAAUUGCGGAGCAUCAGGCCAAGGCGAUGAUGAUAUUGGUCGUACUUGGGAUGGGGACAUCAGCUCCAAGUUCGCACCAUUACUGGAAGGAGUUGCAGCCAAUGCUGCAUACGAAGACCCUUCACUCCCCUCUAUGGUCCCUUAUAUGACCGCACGCAUAUUCACUUCAAAUUACACCUAUUCCUUCCCUGUGACCGCAGGCCGCGUGUUCUUACGCCUCUACUUCUAUCCGAUUGCUUACGGAAACUAUGUUGUCUCCGAUGCCUUCUUUGGGGUCACGGCAGGAAAUCUUGUACUCUUAAAUGGUUUCAGUGCUUCGCAAACUGCUCAGGCGACCAGUUCUGCCUACCUUGUGCGUGAAUACUCGGUGAAUGUUUCUUCAGGCAGCUUGGACCUCACCUUUGCCCCAUCAACACAUCAGACUGGUUCUUAUGCAUUUGUGAAUGGCAUUGAGAUUGUGCCCACACCUGACAUCUUCACGACAGCUGACACAAAAUUUGUCAGCGGCAAUCACACAGAUUUAUUCAAAUUCACCGCUGACACAGGCUUCCAGACUAUGUAUCGGAUCAAUGUCGGGGGGCCAUACAUUUCCCCGAAAGAUGACUCGGGCUUUUACCGCUCAUGGAUCAAUGAUGCCCCGUACAGAUAUGAUGACUCUGGGGUAACCUUCAGCAAAGAUGAUAAUGUGACUAUCAGGUAUACACCCACAGUGCCGAAUUACACUGCACCAGUUGAUGUAUAUGCUUCAGCUCGGUCGAUGGGGCAAAAUCCACAUGUAAAUCCGAAUUUCCAUCUGACACACAAACUGAACUACAACCUUACAUGGAUUUUACCGGUUGAUGCGGGGUUCUUUUACCUCCUAAGGUUUCAUUUCUGUGAGAUUGAGUAUCCCAUUACCAAGGUGAAUCAGAGGGUGUUCUUCAUUAACAUUAACAACCACGCCGCGCAGCAGAAGGUGGAUGUUAUCCUUUGGAGCGGAGGAAUCGGUAGAACAGCAUACAGAGACUAUGCUAUCAUGGCUACUGGUUCCAGUAUGGUAGACUUGUGGAUUGCACUUGAAGCUGAUUUUUCAGACCAACCAGAGUUUACUGAUGUAAUACUGAAUGGUCUUGAGGUCUUCAAGCUACAGGGCUAUGGAACGAACAAUCUUGCUGGGCUCAAUCCUCCACUUCCGCAGAAACCUAGUGGUGCAAGAAAAUAUAAAGGUGAUAAACUAGCAGCCAUAUGGGGAACUACCGGAGGUUUUGCUUUGAUUUUGAUUGCCCUUACCAUCACGUGUGUUAUCUCCAGACAGAAGAAGGUAGGGAAGAGUUCUUUCAAGACUGACUGUCGACAUUUGAAUCGUCCCACUGAAUGCAGAGAGUCCACAUGUGAUCUCGUCCGUCGCUUCUCAUUUGCAGAAAUUCAACUUGUCACCAAAGACUUCGAUGAAGCAUUUAUCAUCGGCAGAGGUGGUUUCGGAAAUGUCUACAGUGGCGAGAUCGACGGACGGACAAAAGUUGCAAUCAAGCGAUUCAACCAGAAAUCCCAACAAGGCUUUCAUGAGUUUCAGACUGAAAUCGAGAUGUUAUGCAAUUUCCGCCAUCGCCACCUUGUAUCUUUGAUUGGCUACUGUGAGGAGAAGAAUGAGAUGAUUCUGGUGUAUGACUACAUGGCUCAUGGAACAUUCCGUGAGCAUCUGUACAACACUGGAAACCCACCACUGCCAUGGCAGCAGCGCCUUGAGAUUUGCAUUGGUGCAGCCCGAGGACUGCAUUACCUCCACACCGGCACAGAGCAAGGAAUCAUCCACCGUGAUGUCAAGACCACCAACAUCCUACUAGAUGAUAGGUUGAUGGCAAAGGUUUCCGACUUCGGUUUGUCUAAGGCUAGUCCAGACAUUGACAACAGCCACAUGAGCACCGUCGUGAAAGGCACCUUUGGAUACCUUGAUCCUGAGUACUUCCGGCUGCAGCGUCUCACCAAAAAAUCAGAUGUGUACUCCUUCGGGGUCGUGUUGUUUGAGACCCUGUGUGCGCGCCCUGUGAUAAACACUGAGCUCCCUUAUGAGCAAGUGAGCUUGCGUGACUGGGCGCUAUCUUGCCGAAAGAAAGGUGUACUCGAGGAGAUUGUCGACCCCUGUGUUAAGGAGGAAAUCACCCCUCAGUGCUUCAGGACAUUUGCAGAGAUAGCGGAGAAAUGCGUUGCUGAUCGUAGCAUAGAUAGGCCAUCAAUGGGUGAUGUACUCUGGAACCUUGAGGUCGCACUCCAGCUGCAGGAUAGUGCGAGCUACAACAGCAGCUGUGCCGAGGGUGCAUCAUCUCUUCAGACCAGCGGAGUGCAUUCAGGCAAACCAUCGACCAACUCAACAAUUAGCGUCUCAGCACAGGAGGCCAUAUUUUCAGAUAUUGUACAUCCAGAAGGCCGAUAAAAGUAAACCACAGGUUGCUAUUUUGUUAUUUUGGUACAAGGUUGUUCAAUGCCUCAGUUAUCUCGAUGCAGCAGUAUUAACUACAGCCAUAUCUGACUGAGCUAUCAAGGAUAAAGGAGGGAUCCACAAUAGACAUAUUACCUGAUUUUAAGCACUCUCCCUUCUCCGAGUCAAUGAAGAACUCGUCAACAGUGCAAUCGAUCUAAUUGGGGUUAUAAGGGUGCCCAGUUGAUAUUCAGCGUCAUCCUUUCUGUUUCUCAGCGUCUUAUCCAGCUUCUUGUUGAGAAGCCGCGUUUGAGAUGGCAUGGCCAAGAAGCCGACGACGCCACCGAGGCACUCGUAGCCUCAUCUCGGUGCUAUGCAUCGCCAGAUAUAUGGAGCUAGUGGGGCCAUAAUUACAGAGUGAAAGGUAGACAUACGGUUUUUAUUGAUAGUAUGCCUAUUCGACAAAAUGCCCAUUCAUUUUACAUAAUCUUGCAACUUUCGCAUAGUCUGUAAUCAUCGAUUUUGCACUCGAAUAUUCAUGCGUUUCCUUUA